Molecule: messenger RNA, 1563 nt
Organism: Polychytrium aggregatum
Lineage: Eukaryota; Fungi; Chytridiomycota; Chytridiomycetes; Polychytriales
Exons: 1
Coding region: 225-1103 (292 amino acids)
Biological process (GO): regulation of transcription by RNA polymerase II
Cellular component (GO): nucleus
Molecular function (GO): DNA-binding transcription factor activity, RNA polymerase II-specific; RNA polymerase II cis-regulatory region sequence-specific DNA binding
Source: RefSeq, a predicted model, not a curated record
CUGCUGUGCUCCAUCGCCAUCCGCGCACACCAAGCACCUAUCGCAUCCCCCCAUUCUCUGUCCGUCCGGGCUAUAUUAUCGCCCACUUUUGCAUAUAUAUAUCCACCGUCCGUCGAGCACUCGCCCGCAUCUCUCUCUCUCUCCAACCCUCUCGCUCCUCACAUUCGCAUCCAGCCCCGAUCGCGCCACCCCCACGCUCCUCCUCCCAUACGCAUCCUUCUAUCAUGAGCCGAAUCCGAAUCACCGAUCUGGUCAACACCGAUGGCUCGCUUGCCCACCAGGCCUGCCCUUCUGCCUGCUCGCCCCAGUCGGCCUAUGGCCACCCCAGCGACCAUUCGCCCGCACACUCGCCCUCGCACUCGCCCUCGCGAUCCUAUGAUGCCUCCGAUGCCUUCCAUGGCUUCUCGCUGCCUUCCUAUCACUCGCUGCUCACCCCACUGCACAACCAGAAGCAUCACUACCCGGUCUCGUCCUCUUCCGCGGCCCUGCUCCAUGCGCCUGUCUCGCCGCCGCCUUCCCGCGAUGUCUCGCCCAUGUAUCCAAAGUCGCCCUCGUUCCCUAAGUUCAGCAUGGACUCGGUCUACUCUUCCCUCGAUUCACCCAUGUCCUCGCCGCAGCUCUCGCGCGAUAGCGCCACGACCUUCAAGCACCAUCACCACCACCACCACCGCUCAAGUUCCCUCGAUCCGUUCGAGGCCGAUGCCGAUCUCUCCUCUAGCUCUGGCUCGCUCAAGGCCCCUCGCGAGUUUGCCUGCAACUUUGAGGGCUGCAAUGCCACCUUCACCCGCCGCCAGAACCUGCGCUCGCACCAGAGCUGCCACUCUAACGUGCGAUCGCACGCCUGCACCGAGUGCAACGCCCUCUUCCGCCGCAAGCAAGAGCUCCUCCGCCACAUGCGUUCCGUCCAUGGCGGCGAGGAUGCCAAGGCCUGGGGCUGCCCGAGCUGCGGCAAGCACUUUGCUCGUGCCGAUGCCCUGCGAAAGCACCUCUACUGCGAGAAGAGCCGCCAAGUGAGCUGCUCCGUCGGCCUCUCCGACCAUGAGAUUGCCCAGCUGAUCCACUCUGCCUCUGUGACUGCAAAGUCCUAUCAGCUGCUACACUAAGAGAGUCUGCCGCCGGCCUGCUUAUCUAUCGCGGCUGCUCGCCCAUCCUCUCUUUCUUUUUGGCAUCCUCAUGUACGCUGCUUGCUUAGAGCCCGAGGCUGUAGUUGUCUCGGCCGUCCUCUCCCCCCCCCAUAUCCCCCACCCUUCUCCGCAUCAUAGAGCUUGUUUGUUGAUCCUCAUCGCCAGAUUGGACCCGUUCAUGGAGUUUAGUUUUUGCUUCUGUUCUUUAUCGCCGCCUUUGAUUUUGAUCGUCGCUCAACCCACCUAUCCCCACCCCCACACUGCAUGUACAUUUGUUGAUCUUUCCCAUCAUCAUCUUGAAGACCCCCCCCUCUCAUACGUGCUUCAGAUGUAAUCCGUUAUUUAACUCGUGGUGUAUAGCCUAGCCCAUGCACAGAUUCCCCUCUCCUCUUGUAAUUGUCGGAGUGCAUGGUCGCUGCAAUAUAUCUAAUUGCUCGCA